This is a messenger RNA of Charadrius vociferus (killdeer), 399 nucleotides long. RefSeq names its product shisa family member 8 (gene SHISA8). Gene Ontology annotation, cellular component: AMPA glutamate receptor complex; dendritic spine membrane; postsynaptic membrane. The record is from RefSeq and is a predicted model, not a curated record. Lineage: Eukaryota; Metazoa; Chordata; Aves; Charadriiformes; Charadriidae. The annotation marks the transcript as partial. Gene Ontology annotation, biological process: regulation of AMPA receptor activity; regulation of short-term neuronal synaptic plasticity. The transcript is spliced from 3 exons.
UCCCGCUUCUGCUGCCAGUUCAAGCCCGGGCGGCUGGACCAGAGUGGCUGCUCCAACUACGACACUCCCAAUUGGGUCAACACGGGCCAGCCGCCUGCCCGGGUGGACGAGACCCCCGAGGACCCCACUCGCGACAAGACCAACAUGAUCGUCUACAUCAUCUGCGGCGUGGUGGCCAUCAUGGUGCUGGUGGGCAUCUUCACCAAGCUGGGCCUGGAGAAGGCACAGGGUCCCCAGACGGAGAUGACCGUCUCCAGGACGCUGACGGACCUGCUGAAGCAGCCGGGCCAUGGCCCCUCCGAGCAUGUGGACGGCCUUAUGGGGGGUGUGCAGGUCCCGCUGGGUGAGGGGCUGGCCCGGGGGCCCCCCAGGAAUGGCACAGCACCCAAGAACAAGUGA